This is a messenger RNA of Drosophila ficusphila, 2353 nucleotides long. Its product is annotated as sodium-dependent nutrient amino acid transporter 1. NCBI's taxonomy places the organism in Eukaryota, Metazoa, Arthropoda, Insecta, Diptera, Drosophilidae. The transcript has 6 exons. Gene Ontology annotation, biological process: sodium ion transmembrane transport. Gene Ontology annotation, molecular function: L-amino acid transmembrane transporter activity. Gene Ontology annotation, cellular component: membrane. The record is from RefSeq and is a predicted model, not a curated record. Bases 312 to 2201 code for a protein of 629 amino acids.
GAAAGGGGAGCAGACAGCCGAACAGAAGGGGAAUAAACAAACCUAGAUAAACACCGAUUCGAAGGGAAAUGUGGAUGGAACGGUUCUUGAUCGGCGGUGUUGAUUUUCUGUGAUUUAAUUUCGCGCAAACAGUGAAAAAUUGAAAAGUCUCGCACGAAACGUUGUUGUUUGAUUUUAAAGUGUUUGUUUCAGUAUUCGUCGGUUGCGAGUUAUUAAGUGUGCUUUUGUGUCCAUGGUUCCGAUUGAUAACAUUCUUCAAAAUCACGUCUAUCUCAUCCAGGUCAAAAAAUACUUAAAAGCAACGCAUUACGAUGAAAGAUUUGAAAACGGAGAACCCAGCGAGCGCCAGUCUCCCGAAACCGGAGACCAGCAGGUGUUGCAGCAGUGGCGAGGCGCUGCUAAGGCCAUCCUUGGUGCCCAUGGAAUUGGAAUCGUCUGAGCUGGCGGCGGAUCAGAAGGCCCGGGACAACUGGGGUAAUUCGCUGGAGUUCCUAAUGUCCUGCAUCGCCCUGAGCGUGGGAUUAGGCAACGUGUGGCGCUUCCCAUUCACGGCACUGGAAAACGGAGGCGGCGCCUUCCUAAUUCCCUACCUCAUCGUCCUGUUCGUGGUGGGAAAGCCGAUUUACUACAUGGAGAUGCUGCUGGGCCAGUUCUCCAGUCGCGGAAUCGUGCAGGUCUUCGACUUUGCACCGCUCAUGAGAGGUGUGGGCUAUGCUCAGUUAUUGGCCCUCGGGGUCUUGGCCACUUACUAUGCCUCGGUGAUGGCAUUAACGCUGCGAUACUUCUUCGAUUCCUUCGCAUCGGAGUUGCCGUGGAGCAACUGCCGCCCGGAAUGGGGUAAUGGGUGUGUGAGUGCUUCAGGAGAUCAGGUUCUUCAAGGUCAGCUGUCGGGGAACUUCAGUUCCUCCACGCAACUCUACCUGCAACGCGUUGUGCUAAAUGAAACCGAUUCGCUGGAGCACGGAAUCGGUUAUCCGAGUGGUAGUUUAACUUUGAUGCUUGGGAUUUCCUGGCUCACAGUCACACUGAUCAUCAUUCGGGGAGUUAAGAGUUCAGGAAAGGCUGCCUAUGUUCUGGCCCUCUUUCCAUAUGUUGUGAUGUUCAUUCUGCUUGUGAGAGCUUUAACUUUGCCAGGAGCCUACGAUGGCGUCAUGUACUUCCUGACUCCACAAUGGGGAAAACUCUUGGAACCAGAGGUUUGGUACAAUGCAGUUACCCAGGUGUUCUUUUCCCUGGCUGUUUGUUUUGGCGUGAUCAUCAUGUACUCCUCAUACAAUCGAUUCGGACACAAUGUCUAUAGAGAUGCCAAUAUUGUGACCACCUUGGACACAUUUACCUCGCUGCUAUCUGGAGUGAUUAUCUUUGGAAUCCUGGGAAACUUGGCACAUGAAUCUGGCACCAAGGAUAUUGCCAGUGUGGUGAAGGCGGGUCCUGGAUUGGCCUUCAUCUCCUAUCCAGAUGCCAUUGCCAAAUUCAAGUUUCUGCCGCAGGUCUUUUCGCUGCUGUUCUUUGCCAUGCUUUUUAUGCUGGGCGUUGGCAGUAAUGUGGGCAUGGUCAGCUGCAUUAUGACGGUUCUGAAGGAUCAGUUGGUCAACUUGAAGUUAUGGAUCAUCGUGGUCUGCCUGUCCUUAAUUGGAUUUCUUGUGGGUCUGAUUUACAUAACUCCCGGAGGACAAUAUAUAAUCACGCUGAUGGACUUUCAUGGAGUGACUUUUGUCUCCUUGGUUUCGGCCAUUUUUGAGCUAUUUGCCGUGGGCUGGAUCUACGGUACAAAACGCCUUUGCCGAGAUGCCGAGUAUAUGCUAAACAUAAAGACAUCUUAUUACUAUAGGAUCUGCUGGUCCAUUGUCACUCCUUUGGUAAUGGUAAUCAUCCUAAUCUACAGCUUGCUCACCAUGCGACCACUAAGUUACAAUGGACAGGAAUUUCCACUUUCCUACAGAGUAUUUGGCUGGUGUGUCUCUGGUUUCAUAAUUGGCCAGCUGUUCUAUUGGGCAUUUUAUGCCAACUGCAAACAGCCAAAAGGAUCGCUAAAAUGUCGCAUUAGCAAUUCAAUUAAGCCGCAUUCCGAUUGGGGUCCUCUUGACCCGAAAAAGCUGAUGGACUACCAGAUGUUCCUGCGCCACAAGGAUGAAAAGGACUCCAGGGACAUAAAUCGUCGUUGUGUUUGCCAUACAGCCGGGGAUCGGAUUUUUGGCUAAGACGGACUUCUUAAAAAGUUGCUGAAUUUAAAGCAUUGUAUUUAUUCCUAAUUGGAAGUUUAUACGACAGCUUGUUUAGUUGUACUUAAUAUAUUUUAUACACAUUUUAAACUUUUAUUUAUACAAAUUGAAAUCAAACAAAAAUCAAUUAA